Elephantulus edwardii (Cape elephant shrew) is the source of this 1080-nucleotide messenger RNA. RefSeq names its product unconventional myosin-X-like. Gene Ontology annotation, cellular component: cytoskeleton. The record is from RefSeq and is a predicted model, not a curated record. The transcript has 2 exons. The coding region runs from base 1 to 1080 and encodes 359 amino acids. Lineage: Eukaryota; Metazoa; Chordata; Mammalia; Macroscelidea; Macroscelididae.
AUGCAGGAGGAUUAUCCAUAUGUCCCCGGAGACUGUUACUACCUCAGCUAUCUCGAAGGGGUUCCUGGGUCCAUGGCCACCCUGGACACCUGCUCUGGGGGCCUUCGUGGCAUGCUGCAGGUGGAUGACUUGACUUAUGAGAUCAAACCUCUGGAGACAUCUUCCAAAUUUGAGCAUGUGGUUUCUCUGCUUCUGUCAGAAAAAAAUACAGUGGGGGCUGAAAGUUGCACAAUUGAAGGGGAAAACCUGCCAUGGAAGUUCUACUUCAAACUAUACUGUUUCUUGGACACAGACAAUGUGCCAAAAGACAGCGUGGAUUUCGCGUUUAUGUUUGAGCAGGUCCACGAGGCGGUGAUCCACGACCACUACCUGGCCCCGGAGGAGAACCUGCAGGUGCUGGCCGCCCUGCGGCUCCAGUUGGGCGAUCACAUGCCGCACACAGCCCUGCCGGCCCUGGAGGAGGUGUACUGCCUGCAGAGGCUCCGAGCCCGCAUCAGCCAGUCCACCAAGACCUUCAGCCCCGGCGAGCGUCUGGACAGGCGGCAGACCAGCUUCCUGGACGGCACGCUGCGCCGCAGCUUCCGCACGGGCUCCGCCCUGUGGCAGAAGGCCGAGGAGGAGCAGAUGGUGGACAUGCGGGUCAAGGAGGAGGUGUGCUCUGCGCGGGCCAGCAUCGUCGACAAGUGGAAGAAGCUCCAGGGCCUGAGCCAGGAGCAGGCCAUGGUCAAGUACAUGGCCCUGAUGAAGGAGUGGCCUGGGUAUGGGUCCACGCUCUUCGACGUGGAGUGCAAGGACGGCGGCUUCCCGCAGGAGCUCUGGCUGGGCGUCAGCGCCGUCGCCGUGUCCGUGUACAAGCGCGGCGAGGGGUGGCCGCUGGAAGUCUUCCAGUACGAGCACAUGCUGUCCUUCGGGCCCCCCCUGGCAAACACCUACAAGAUCGUGGUGGAUGAAAGGGAGUUGCUCUUCGAGACCAGCGAGGUGGUGGACGUGGCCAAGCUCAUGAAGGCUUACAUCAGCAUGAUCGUCAAGAAGCGUUACAGCUCCACACGCUCCAUCAGCAGCCACGGCAGCUCCAGGUGA